GACACACCAUCCUCUAAUCGUCACUCAUACGUUUCCAGAGAAAGCGGCGCACUCAGUUCAAUAGAAAUAUCUAUAAUUCAACCAAAUACCAAUUCAAACAAAACAUGCAAUGUGUUCAACAUAAGUAUUUGAUAUACAGAUGAGUAAAAAAUCGAAAAAAAAAUCGAAAAAUCAAUUACACAAUAGCAAAAAGGGUCCGGCGCAAUAAUAAGGUUUUUCUAGAUUUUGAUGAUGAACGCCCAACGAACAUAGUGGGGACGAAUUUUUCCGUAGCCGUAACUGCAGUUACAUAGUAUCCGCCUCGAGUCCGGCCUAUACAUAUAUAGGUGGUAUACGUAGUGUGUAUAUAUAUAUAUAUAUAAGGAUAGCGUGACGAACACCGAUUGAGUUGGUUAUCCGCAGAGGUUCCGAGUCUUGUACACCUCGCAGUUAUACUAGAUCAUCGUCUACACUCAAUACCGUAGCCCGACUGGAAUAGUCCCGCAUAGUAAUUUCUUAGUAAUUUGUGUCGUGCACCGUCCAGAACCAACAGAACGCAAUGGAAACAGCCGGUGGCAUAGCCGAAACAUUUAGAAACGGGACGUUCUUAAUUACCGGGAGUACGGGAUUUUUGGGGAAAAUACUCACGGAAAAAUUACUCAGGUCUUGUCCCGUGAAAACUAUCGCGAUUCUCGUUAGGAGUAAAAAAGGCUUCAACGCUAGUCAGAGGGUUGCCGAUAUAUAUAAACAAGCUCUUUUCGACCGACUUCGUAAUGAAAAGCCCGAUUUUAUGAAAAAUAUUAAAGUAAUUGAUGGAAAUAUCGAAGAAGAAUUGUUGGGUUUAUCGAUGUCAGACCGUAACUGGAUUUUUGAAAAUGUGAAUUUUGUUUUUCAUUGUGCAGCAACAAUCAAAUUCAACGAAGCGCUCGAGUUGGCGACUAAAAUAAACAUCCAAGGGACGGAUAACCUUUUGACAUUAGCUGCGCAGAUGAAAAAUCUUAAGGGUUUUGUGCACGUUUCAACCGCAUAUUCGCACUGUCCCAGGAAUGAGAUCAGAGAACAAUAUUAUCGGACUCCGGUUACGGCCAAGGAGCUAAAAAAUAUGCUGGGGACAGACGAUCUGUCCGAAUCUAAAAUUUUAGAAGAUUGGCCAAACACGUACACUCUUACAAAAGCAAUCACGGAAGACUUGAUAUCAACAAACGAAAACCACUUGCCUGUUUCCAUUUUUCGUCCAUCGAUUAUUGGAUGCACGAAAUCUGAACCGGAACCAGGAUGGUUAGAAAACAUGAACGGGCCAACAGGAAUAUUAACCGGUGUCAUGGUAGGAUUUUUGAGAACGCUCCAAAUUUCCACGGACAAAGUAACUGAUAUAAUCCCAGCGGAUUAUACUGCAAACGCACUGAUCAGUGUUAUGUGGGAUACAAUUUGUAGACAUCAAGACUGCGGAAAUCACACUAGCGAACAACCAAAAAUCUAUAAUUACGUUUCAAGUACGGAAAGCCCGUUGACUUGGGAUGAAUAUAUUAGAGGAAUGACCGAGCAUUACUAUGUGUCACCUCCCUUGCGGUCAAUGUGGUACGGGUUUUAUCUUAUGUACACAAACUUGUGGAUUGGCAUGAUUUUGAAAUUUUUCCUACACCGGAUACCAGCUGCAUUUAUGGACUUUUUAUUAAUCAUAACCGGAAAAAGUCCCAAAAUGUUGAAAAUGUAUGCGAAGACAGAAUUCAUGACGGGUUUACUUCGGGUGUUUACUACGAAGCAAUGGAAAUUCGAUAACAGCAAUAUCGUCGAAUUGUUAUCGUCACUAAGUAUAGAAGACCGCGACCAAUUUGAGUUUAGUAUGGACAAUUUCGACUGGAAAUCAUACAUUAAAAGCUAUUAYUACGGGAUCAGAAAACAUAUACUACACGAAGAAUUGAGUAACCUCGAAAAAGCGCUAUCUAAAAACUGGAAGUUAUUCUGGCUGCAUAAACUGUUUAUCGUCCUUUUUUUCUACUCCAUAUUGCAAUUGUGUUGGAUGUGUAUGAGAUAUAUAUGUUCAUUUUAAAUUAAAUACAGUAAUAAUUAUAUUAUGAAUGUAUAAACUAUAUAAUCAUCGGCCAGCCAUAUGAUUGCGAAGUGAUAAAUUAUAAAUAAUAUUAAUUGUAAUGUUAGAAAUAUAGAUCAUAUUUUUUUAAGAAAACAUCAAUA
Molecule: messenger RNA, 2172 nt
Organism: Diuraphis noxia (Russian wheat aphid)
Lineage: Eukaryota; Metazoa; Arthropoda; Insecta; Hemiptera; Aphididae
Product: fatty acyl-CoA reductase wat-like
Biological process (GO): long-chain fatty-acyl-CoA metabolic process
Cellular component (GO): peroxisome
Molecular function (GO): alcohol-forming very long-chain fatty acyl-CoA reductase (NADP+) activity
Source: RefSeq, a predicted model, not a curated record